Bacillus rossius redtenbacheri is the source of this 8370-nucleotide messenger RNA. RefSeq lists its product as uncharacterized. The coding region runs from base 2710 to 4797 and encodes 695 amino acids. The transcript has 6 exons. The record is from RefSeq and is a predicted model, not a curated record. NCBI's taxonomy places the organism in Eukaryota, Metazoa, Arthropoda, Insecta, Phasmatodea, Bacillidae.
UUUAAUUAUAAAAUAUAUAUUUUAAUGGGGUACAGCACAUAAACCUGAUUUCGUAAAAUGUUUCAGUUUUUCAUUUUAAAACCUCUAAAAUCAACGGUAUGAUUUUGCAGUUGUAUUAUUGAUUUGACAUGUUAUAUAGAAUAAUGUUUGGUAUGGUUUAGUUACGGUUUUUAAUAAAUUUUUAUGAAACCAGGGGAGUUUUACUAGUUAGCCUACCAUAACCUGAAGACGUGGCUGAAGUUGAACGAAAUCUACCCUAUAGAUACCGAUAUAUUUUGCAUGCCUAUCGCAGGGUAUGUGUUAUUAAAUAGCGAGAAUUUAAAUUAUUUUGCUUGAAAAUUCUAACCAAGUGUUUAAGACACAUUUUUUGCUGGUGGUCACAUAAAAACACUCGGCAUGCCCUUAUUAAUUUCAAAAUAGAGAUUCGUUGUUAAUAAAUGUGCUCCACUGUACAAUUAGAUAAACUAUCAAAGAAAUAACCACAAGAACCAAAUAUAAUACAACAAAGAUGUUAUGCAAAUGUAUGCACAUAGCAAAUAUGUUACUUUGUCUAUUCUGAUGAGAGUACUCAGUUACUUGUUACAGAGUCAUGUAUAAUGUAUCAUGCAAAAGCUAUUGGGUUAGAUAAUGUUUUCGUAACAUGUUACAUGAACGGAUGUUUUUCUUACAUAGCCUAUGUGAAUAUGCACUUAACAUUAUGUGAAACCAUCACAAUGAUAUAUCUUAUUGAAUGACAAUAAGUCAGUGUGUAGGUAGCCAACACGAACAUAUUAUUAACGUGAUACAUAAACGGGUACUUUCGUAUUAACGCCACCGCAGCUGCUAAAUCAGAAGUUUCCAAUAAAAACAAGCAUGUUGUGACUGACCUAACCUAACCCUUCGAUUUUUUAAAUUUCAAUUUUUGACUGUUAACGGGGUUUUGAUUUAACAUUAAUCCUUCAAUUUUUUUUUAAUCCCUAUUUUUGACUGUUAACGGGGUUUUGAUUUAACAUUAAAUUUUAAACGUUCCAAACAGACCUAUGUUCUGAGGCAAGGGUUAGGUUGGGUUUGGUCAAUUACGUACUAUAUUAUGCUUUGCUGUCCUGUUGUUUGCUGAUUUAUGAUGCCAUUUUUGAGUACUACCAAAAUGCGUACUUGGAAUUUGCCAAAAACAGAUCAAGAUACAAUUUUAUGUUUUCAGGAGCGAAAUAUUUUAUCAAAAACAGGAAAUGUGAACUUAAACAAGAACCAACCUGGCCGCCGUCACAUCUACUGUAAGAGUUCGCAUUGGGUAUGCUUUGUUCGGUUGCUACUUCACAGAAGGUGUCAAGCUUAAAUAGUAUUUGACCCACAAGUAAAUUUUUUUUUUAACAAAUUAUUUCAUUUGUGAUGGACUACAUUACAUGGAAACCAAAUCUUUUUUUUUUGUUUGAAACAUAUGUAGGUACCGUAGGUAUCUUAACAAAAACUUUUAUCAGAAAAAUUACAAUAGCAACAUUGGAUUAAGUAGUUAUAUGUUAAUGUUAGCGGAAAAUUGAUUUCAUGUAACUUACAGUUUUUGUUUUCAUGCAGGCUAAAUUAUCUUGGUGAAAUCAGGCAGUUUUAUUUAUCCUUCAUGUAUCAAGUAGUGGAGUUUGACACUGAUAGUGGAGGAGGGGUUGGAAUUAUCCACUCUAAAUGGCUAACACCAAGAAAGAAAGAGUGUUUUUGGCCACCUUUUAAACAUUCUCAAGAGUACAAUAAAUGUCUCAGUGACGGACAGCGUCCUUGUGAAAAAUGGAGAAUUUGUGCUUUGAAGAGAAAAUUCUACAUUACUGAUGACAUAUUAAAGGCCAGAGAAAAAUUGAAAGAUGCAGAAUUUGAAUCUGACAUUGCAACUGAAUAUGAGAAUGAAUCCUCACAGAAAAGGAAGAAAAGGCCAAACAGAAGAAUUUUAUACAGCAGUGACGAAAGUAGUAGUGAUGAAUAUGACACAAAUAACCAGCUAGCCCACAAGAAGUAUCCAUCUCCACCAGAUGUGGAAGUGGCUGAAGUGCCAGUGGCUGAGUGUCAAAGGUCUGUGAACACACCGUCCAACUCAGCAGAUUCUGUGUUCACUAGAGACUCUCGUCCUUCUCGCAGAAGUGUUAUUAAUUCAGAAUCAUCUUCCUCAAUUCUUUGUUCUGUGGAAAAUGGAAAUACUGUUAAUACUCAAGAUGUUACUGUGUCAGAAGAUUCCACCAGAGAGCAAGUUGGUUUACAAGUGAUCGCUAGACAUUUGGCCAAAAUUGAGAAGCGUUUGGAUGUUAUUCAGCAAUCUGUAUCAGAAUUAUUAAAGCAGACUUUACCAGACACUGUACAGAACAUAAAUAUUUUACCAGAAGAUUUGACUCUUCCAUGCGAGACUGAAGAACAACUCAACAAAGUGGAAGAAUGGAUAUCAAUCCCAGAAAAUAAGAUAUGUAUGGAAACCACACUUGCUACAGUUGGAGGGAGAAAAGCUGAUCAUGUUGUGCGCCAUAUACUAGAGAGACUAUUCACAAAUAGAUUGGCAUUGAAAUACAAUUGGACAGGAAAAAAUCAGAAGAUAGCAUUAAAAAAUCUGCAGCUGAUGAAGAUUAUACCUGGUGAGUCAAAACGCAUAGAAUACUAUUUUAGCUGCUGUUAGAAGAAAUAAAUCCACUAGCAACAUCUGUGAUGAUGAUGUGAAUACCAUUUUACGGAACUGGUUCCGUUUCGCAAAGGACAGGGAUGGAGGUAGAGACAGCAGAAGACAGUCGGCUAAAUAGAAAAAGACAUCAGAAAAAUGUCUACUGUGGAAGUUCAAAGAGAACUAAUUUGCGAAAAGUGGCAGUUCGUUCAAAAGAAAUUUGUCAAGAAUUAUGUAAUGAAAUUCAGCACAAUUAUGUAAAUGUUACUGUAAACACACACACUAACAAUCAUGGUGCUGAUUCAAACAAUGCAGGUAUUUCUACAAAUAAUAAUGAUUACAUAUGCAGCAGUAUUAGUAGUAUAAGUAGAACUGAUGAUGAUUCUUCAGUUGAAGAAAUUGAAAAUUCUGAACUUAGUGCUAACAUUGUUCCUGUUGAACAAAAAUUAGUUGAUUGGAUGUACAGUUAUAACAUACCACAUAAUGCAGCAACAGCUUUGUUGCACAUUUUAAAACCACAUAUGUCAGGUCUGCCCCUUGAUUCACGCUCUUUGCUUCACACUCCAAGGUACUCAGUAGUGGAUACACAUACCUCAGGCCUUUUCAAAUACUUUGGUGUAGAAAAAAAUCUAGUGAAAAGAGCCCUAACUGGAUUAAAACCUUGUCACUAUCCAUUGCUAAGAAACAUUUACAGGGACUAUAGUUCAGAAAAUAUGGUGACAAUUUCUGUUAAUGUUGAUGGACUACCAUUAUUUUCCAGUUCAAAUAAAUCAUUCUGGGUUUUGUUGGGUAUACUUGACCAGGCUGUUGACAGGUGUCCUUUUGUAGUUGCAGUAUAUUAUGGUGCAUCAAAGCCUUCAGAUGCUACAGAAUUUCUUCAGCCAUUUGUAAAUGAAUGUGUGUUCCUUGAAAGAAAUGGAAUAAAUAUAACGAACAAGCACUAUAAGUUUUGUGUCAGUUGUGUAAUUGCUGAUGCACCAGCAAGGUCAUUUGUGAAAUCUGUAGUUGGCCAUAAUUCACUAAAUGGAUGUGAGAAGUGUGUUCAAAAAGGGAAAUACUAUGGUAGAACAACAUGGCCGUACAAAAUUGAUUGUUCACUGAGGUCUGAUGAGUCAUUUAAAUACAUGGAAUACCCAUACCAUCAGAAAUCAAUAUCAGUGUUAUCUAGUUUGCAAUUAGGACUUGUGUCUCAGGUUCCAUUGGACUAUUUACAUUUAAUUUGCUUGGGGGUAAUGAAACGAUUGAUACGCAUAUGGUGUGAUACUGGCCUUAGGAAAGGGAAGUUAAGUUCAAAAAGCAUUGAUACUCUUUCUAACAGAAUGCAGAUAUUGAGAAAGCAUACUCCUAAAGAAUUUUCUCGCAAACCAAGACCCGUGAAAUUGUUUAAAUUUUGGAAAGGUACUGAAUUCAGAUCUUUUUUAUUGUAUUUUGGACCAGUUGUUUUAGUUAAAGUUUUGCCCAGGAGUUUAUUUGAGCAUUUCAUGUUACUUCAUACGGCUGUUUAUGUUUUGGCAAGUGACAUCGGUGAACAAAACUCAUGGAGAAAGUAUGCAAAUGAUUUGAUGCAUGUUUUUGUCAAAGAAAUACCUGCAUUGUAUGGAAAGGAAGUACUUGUUUACAAUUUUCAUGAUUUGUUACACCUAGCAGAUGAUGUAGCCAAUUUUGGUAAACUUGAUCACUUCUCUGCUUUCCCCUUUGAAAACUUCAUGAAAAAAAUUAAAAACAUGGUUCGUGCACCAAACAAUCCAUUGCAACAAGUAGUGAAGCGAUUAGGUGAAGAUGCGUCGUGUUGUUUAAAAACAACAAAACAGUCAUCUGUUGUCAAAAAUGUUGAUGGUUCAAUAAGGUAUGUUGUGUUUGGAGAUCGUAAUAAAUAUGUAAUAGGCACAAAUUAUUCAGAUAGUUGUUUCAUGACUGUGAACGGUGAAGUAAUUGUAGUAAAUGGAAUUAAAAAGGCACUCUCUCCAGGAAUUUACAGUCUUGAAUGUAGUCGCUUUGAGAGUAAAACUGAUUAUAAUAAGUAUCCUUUAAAAAGCAGUACUUUAAAAAUUUACUUAGUGGAUAAUCUUGUAAAAUACAGGAAGUUAUACACUACACAGUUAUAUCGUAAGUGUGUUCUUUUACCGGAUUUCAAUGAUAAUGCGUGUUUUUUGUGUAUACCAUAUUGUAAUAUGGAUGUAUUUUAUUGAAGUUGUCCUGUAAGCAAAUAUAAAUGUACUUCAUUGACAUCCUGGAAGCAUUUGUUUUAUCACAAACCCCACAGUUCAAUCAUGUGUUAUUUACUGGCUUGGAAGUUAAAAUAAAUGUAUGUUUUUGUUUUUUCUUACUUGAUGUUUUGUAUAGUUUAUAUUACUUCAGCUCCAGUGUUUUUAAAAAAUUCUUUAUUGCAGUUCCAGGGUCAAAAUUACUCUGUGAUUACAAUUAUUAUUUUAUUUUUUUAUACCUAUGCAGGAAAGUAGGUAAUAAUAAUGUUCCUUACACACUAUUACAGCUGAAUCUUGUGCAGCAAUAAUUUAACCAUGCAUCUUUUUUUUGUUAGCUUGUAAGUUAUGUAUUGUAAUUAAAGUAUUUUUUUCAAAAAUGUUUGUUGUUAUUUGCAUACACAUAAACUGCUUGUUUAACGAAAUUUAUUAUAAACUAUUAUUGUGUUGCUUAGGUUAUAAAAUGUAAAUCAUGGUAACUGACAUUUGAAAGUAAUUUAAUUCCAAAUUAAUCAUAUCAAUCAAUUGGUAAUAGGAUAAGACUGCUAUAUUUGAGGUUGUGUAUAUGUUGAGGCUGCCUUAAGUUUUUGAAGCGACAGGCUAAUUUCACUUUAUACGACAGUGAUAGUUUUCUUAACAUUUUGAAAUUGUGUAUAUAAUAUUAUAGGCUCUUUUAAUUUACUAUGCAGUACAGUAUUUUAACAAGCAUUAUCUAUUGAAUUUUACUUCAUUUAAAAAUGUUUGGGUGCAGGGAAAGUUAAAGCCUUUUCAAUAGGGGUUAGCUCUGAAAUAGUUGACUUUGUGAUAGAAUAACUAUUAUAUUGGCUCAGAACAUUCAGCCUUUAUCUCUCUAUUCUUGUUAAGAGCUGGACUACCAGCAUUAUUCCUGUUUUGUCCCCCUAUUAAUUUUCUAGAAUAUAUAUUGCAUGAGCAUUCAAUAUGCAGUUCUAACAAUUGAGUGCAAUUUUAUUACAGCACUUCAAGUGUCUAGUGAUGCUUUUAUUUCUGUACCUAGUGUGUGUGUUGCAUAAAGUAAUUCAUUAUGCAAACGAAAAAAAUGGUUUUGCCAUUCACAUGUAGUUUACUGUAAACCUUUUCAUAUAAACUGAAUUGCUGCCUAUUAGAACUUCAAUUUGAAGGGAAUACAAUGUGACACGUUUGCCCUGUAGUUGGGAAAGUGGGAAUAUUUGGAUGGGUCAUUUGCAAAAAGACAUUGGUAAAUCGUAGGCAUUGCAGAUACAUUUGGUUGGGCCACACAUAGAAAAUUGUUGGCAUUGCAAAUAUAUUUGGUAGGGCCAUCAGAAUAAAAUUGUUGGCCAGGUGGUGUUAAUGCUUGCUAGAAAACCGUUGGCCCUUCAUUUGGGAUGAGCCAGUUGGACAACAGUAGGCAAGUGUGCCAAUUAUACCGUUGUCCAACGGUGGACAUUUUCAAUAUGCCAACAUUGGCCCAACUGUAUGUGCUACUAGGGAGAGCACCCCCUGCACCCAUUAAUGUUCGGCGCUGGCCGUCUCCAGCGAGCAUCGACCCGCGUCCCGCGAGACUGCCGCGGUAACCAUUAAUGUCGCGUAGCGUUAUAUUUUUUCUGUAUUAAUCGUGUAACGGCUAGACGUCGCCAAGUGUUGGUGAGAGUGUUUUGUAGCGGGACUAGAUUAAAGGUAAUUCUCACCAACUCGUGUAUGCUAAUUUUCCGGAGUCUCCCGUCCUUCACACAGCCGAGCGGCCUUCACAGUCAAGAGAGAACCAUUCAGGGUAGAUUCAAGCCGUGUACCUGGCGGGGCACGCGGGGGCAGAGUACCCACGACCCAACAUCAACGGCCUAGCAGUCCGCUAGCCUGGCGCCCCUCCGGACAACAAGAGCACCGCGACGCCCGUAGCGCCCGUCAGGUACCCCCCGGGCCUUUCACAUAGGUCGGGUGACGGCAUGUUAAAAGUCUCUUCUCUACAGAUUUGCUUUGUUCUAUGUUACUAAUUAUUAUUAAUGUAGGGCAUCCUCCAUCCAUUGCAUACCUUUAGUGAACAUAAUAACAUAUUAUAUUUUAUUAUAUUUUUAUUCUCCUCGCUGGUUCUGUAUGUUCAACUACAGCUGAUUCAGUUGUGUCUUUAUAUUUUUAAUUAUUUAUUUGUUUAUUUAUUUCCAUUGUUUUCCAUGGCAAACAAUACAAAACUUCAAUGCCGUUAAUCCAAAAAUUGGAAGUAAAUCAUAUUUUGAAGGUUUGCUAUCUAACAAAUCAUUAGGUAUUUAAAAAUUUAUUGUAAUUUUUAAAUUCAAGAAAAGUUUUCUGAUGUAUGUUCUGAGAAAAAGAAACAUUUAUGGAAGCUUACUGUAACACCAAAAAUGAAGUAUGAUGUUACUGAUAUCAUUUGUGUUUGAUAUAAUUAAUUAUUAGUGUUAAAAGUGCAUUUGCAGUGCUAAUUUCUGAUCCCGUUCACAUACAGGCAUAAGUGUGAUAACUAAAAUGAAGUAUGACGAUUUAAGAGUUAAAUGUUAUGUUUAAUCUCUUUCCUUAACUGUUUGAUGAAUAUUUUAAGUGCAAAUGUGCAGUUUGUAGUUCUUAUGUUAGAUCUAAUUCAUAUUAUACAGGCUAACGUGCAUUGUUUUAUGAAGAAUAGUGUUGUAACAAACUGUCAGAUUAAAUUGUUUUGUUCCAAAAUAGAGCAAUGCUCUUUGGAACAUUGCAGAAAAUAAAAUUUUAAGAAUUACAAAGUCUAGCACAAAUAUUAAUGUAAAUCAGCUCCAAGACUUAAGUUGUAAAUGUGAAAUUAGGCCUAUGUGAUUACAAUCUUAUGGCAUUAAAGGUCUAGUAAGCCUACCUACAUUUGUAUUUUAAAUAAUCCAAGUUCAUAAACAUUUAAAGAAAUUGCUGCAAAUAUUUCAGUUCAAUGAACUGAUUCAAAUAAAAAAUUAUAGGUUGAAAGAUAAUCUAGUAAUGAAGCCAAUAGUAUUAUUAAUUAAAAUCUUGUCUGUAAUCUCAGAAGUCAGAGAAGUUGAACCUUCAUGCAAAACCCAGAGCUGGUAGGCAAUAAUUUUUUUAAUUUAUUAAUCAUUUUCAGAUUUUUUUUUAUCAAAGAUUGAUUAAUUUACAUUGAUUGAUACCAAACAUAUACAAGAACUUCAGAAUACAGAUUUUCCUUCAUAUUGAAAUAUUGUUAUUUAAAAAAAAUUAUUUUCUUUUAUUGAUAAUACACUUAUUGGAAUUGGCUCUAGAAUAUUAUAGUGAAUACGUAAUCUGUACUUGUCUAUGAUUUGUUUGUUUUUUAUGUAAGUGUAUAUAGUAGUGUUUUUUUUUUUAAUGGUUGUUGGCUAGUGUUAUGUAUGUAUGUGCACUAUAUGCAAAUGGUAGUUCUGAUAGUAUAUGUUCAUAAUAAUAAUAACUAAUAUACUGAUAUCAGACUAGCUCAAAAUUGGUCUGUAUUGUACAUAUAUGAAUACUUUAUAAGAUAUGUAUUGAAAUAUUAUUUGAGUUAAGGAAAAUUGUUACUGUAGAGUGUAGAUGUUUGAUUGAUUAUUGAAAAAAAAAUUCCUUCUGACAACCAUUAAUAAUUUUUACUGCUUUUUAUUA